Molecule: messenger RNA, 1215 nt
Organism: Corticium candelabrum
Lineage: Eukaryota; Metazoa; Porifera; Homoscleromorpha; Homosclerophorida; Plakinidae
Product: multifunctional dye peroxidase DyP2-like
Exons: 6
Coding region: 1-1215 (404 amino acids)
Cellular component (GO): cytosol
Molecular function (GO): heme binding; peroxidase activity
Source: RefSeq, a predicted model, not a curated record
AUGAGCGCGUUUGUUAUUCUAGCCAGUCCGAAAUUGCCCCAAACGCCUCUCGACGUCUCUCGUCCUGACGUCCGACGUCUCCUGCAUGAGCUCCAAGGAAAUAUCCUUCAAGACCACGGCAGGAGCGAUGCCCGACACUUGUUCAUCGAGUUUGGAAGCGACGCGGAGCGUUCACGCGAACUCGUCAGAGUGUUGUCGGAGAACGUCACUUCUGCGCAUCAAGAGCUGAAUAGGAAUGUUGAAACCUUGUUCCUAAGCCUCCUGUUGUCUGCAUCCGGGUACAGGAAGUUGGGACUGGAAGACAAAAUGCCGUGUCAGCAAGCAUUUCGGGUUGGAAUGCAAGAUCUAACGACGCCUAUUGUUGUAAACCCUGACUUAGAUCCUGUUGCGAACCCAUGCGCAGACCCACCAGUUGACACAUGGGACACUCCGUUUCCAACCAAAGUGCCGGACGCUCUCUUGAUUUUGGCCUUGAGCGGUUACGACGCCAAGGAAAAACUGACCAGGAAGCAGGAGAAGAAGGAAGAGAUCAUUUCCGAACACGGAGGCACCGUGUCUGGAGUGUAUGAAGCGUACCGUGUGAAGAACGAAAACGGGCAGGACACCGAGCAAUUCGGAUUUGCAGACGGUAUCAGCAACCCGAUUUUCCUUCUGAGCGAUUAUACCGAAGAGAAAGACAAAACGACGACCGGAUCCUUCCUACCCGGAGCAAAUCCUUCGGCACAACUUGACCUGAUUCUUGAAAAAGACAAGAUUGGAGGUUCCUCUUCUUAUGGAUCCUACAUGGUGUAUCGAAGGCUCGAACAAAACGUUGAGCUUUUCCAACAAUAUGGAAAAAUGAUUCAAGAAGAGCUGCAAAAAACAGGACAAGAUAUCUCACAAGAUGAAGCAGAAGCAAGGAUGAUAGGACGUCAUAAGAGCGGCGUUCCUCUGAUAGAAGACCUUUCAGGUGUGAAACCAAAGUUCAGAAAGACGGCAGUGAAUUUUAACUACGCAGACGACGGAGACGGCAAACAAUGUCCGUUGGCAGCCCACAUGAUUACUCUUUCAUCUGGUGCGCAGUUCUCUCUGUCAUCCAACGCGUUCCCAGGUGGCGGAUUGGGGAAUAACCUUCAGAUAUGGAAGUUAAUUAACAGUGAAAUAAGCAGAAACAUUCUGACAAAUAAGCGGUCGCUGACCCAAGAGGGUUUAUUCGGAAGUUCCAACGAGAAAUAG